GGUCGGCUUUAGGACCCCGCGGAAAUGUGCCGCAGACUCUGCGCCUCGUGAUAGAGAGCGAGUGCGCGCGAGCCCGCAGCAGCGGGGAGAGAGGACCCGGUAGAACGCGAGGAGGGGGAGACAAGAGGGGGAGAGAAGGAGUGAGCCAUCGUCAGGGUCCGGGUGGCUGAGGGAAGGACGAUACAGAGCCAGGGAGGACAGAGUGGGACAGCAAUCGUCCAGCUAGAUUGAAUGAAGCUGCACCAGGAGUUUCCGAGGGCCGUUCCCAUGUUUUGAUUUGCUUAGUUUUUAUUUUAUUUUUUUUUCUUUCCUUUUUUCUUUUUUUGGGGGGGUGGGGGGGUUGAAAGUUGACCGUUUCCCACCAUGCCGUCCAACAGUCCUGCAGCCGCCGAGCCACCUGAGACGCCGGAGAACGAUGCUUCUAAUGAUGUGAGCGAAGACAGAGCAGAUCAGGACAGUCCCGAGGAGGGGACGCCAGCAAGCCCCCGAAAUAAGAGAAGAGUGGGUCGUCCCAGCAGGAAAAGCAAACAGCUGCUUCCUGAGAUGGCGACCUCUGACCCCUGUGCAAAUGCCUCCCCAACUCCGCCCAAGGAGCCGAAUGUUUCCCCCUCCCCUCGCAAGAAGCGUAGGCGCCAGAAACCAGAGCAAACCGAGAAGGAUAAGGAAGAUCCAGAAAUGGACAGGAACUGUGACUCCCCUCGAGAGGGUGAGACCGGGAGGCUCCGGAGGAGGCCCGUUCCCAGGGUGACUUUCCAGGCUGGAGAUCCCUACUACAUCAGCAGGAGACAGAAAGAAGAAUGGCUCAGCCGCUGGAAGAUGGAGGUGGGAGACAAACAGGCGGAAAGACGGGCGUACCGGGAGGCAGAGAUUAACAUGAUGGACGACCUAUCGGAGGUCGACUUUCAAAAAGAGGAGGGGCCAGCCAGCCCGGCCCCUCCCCCCUCACAGCAACACACAGAUCCCGCCUCUCCAACGGUUGCCGUGACACCAGAGCCUGUUGCAAGGGGAGACCAGGCCAUGCCCAGUGAGAUCGAGUACCAGGACGGCCGGGGUUUUAGCAUCGGGACUCUGGUGUUUGGGAAGCUGCGAGGCUUUUCCUGGUGGCCCGGCAGGAUCGUCUCCUGGUGGAUGAGCGGCCGGAGUCGAGCUGCAGACGGCACUCGCUGGGUCAUGUGGUUCGGUGAUGGAAAGUUCUCUGUUGUUUGUGUGGAGAAACUGAUGCCCCUGAGCUCCUUCUCAUCCGCCUUCCACCAACCAACGUACAACAAACAGCCCAUGUACCGGAAGGCUAUCUUUGAAGCUCUGCAGGUAGCCAGCGUGCGGGCAGGGAGGCCAGUUCCGUCAUGUGACACGAGCGAAGACGCCGAAGCGGUGGAACUUCAGACCAGACAGAUGAUUGAGUGGGCAAUGACCGGCUUCCUGCCCAAUGGUCCUCAAUCACUGGAUCCUCCAGAAGAGGAACAAAAUCAGUUCAAAGAGGGAUACGUAGAAAUGUGGCCGGAGCCCGAGGCAGCUUACACACCUCCACCUGCAAAGAAACCACGCAAGAACUCGGCAGAGAAAGCAAAGAUCAGAGAGGUGAUCGACGAAGGAACCAGAGAGAGACUCAUACAUGAGAUCAAGAAGAAAACCAGGAAUAUUGAAGACAUCUGCAUCUCCUGUGGAAGUCUGAACGUCUCUCUGGAGCAUCCUCUCUUCAUAGGAUCAAUGUGUCAGGGCUGCAAAAACUCCUUCCUGGAGUGCGCCUACCAGUAUGAUGAUGACGGCUACCAGUCCUACUGCACCAUCUGCUGUGGAGGGAGGGAAGUGCUCAUGUGUGGCAACAAUAACUGCUGCAGGUGUUUCUGUGUGGAAUGUGUGGAUCUCUUGGUUGGAGCCGGCUCAGCUGCAGCAGCUAUCAAAGAAGACCCCUGGAACUGCUACAUGUGCGGACCUCGGAGCACCUAUGGGUUGCUGCGACGACGGGACGACUGGCCAAUCAGACUACAGCAUUUCUUCGCCAACAACCACGAGCAGGAAUUCGAACCAGCCAAAUUGUAUCCUCCGGUCGCAGCAGAGAAGAGGAAACCGAUCAGAGUCCUCUCCCUAUUUGAUGGCAUUGCCACAGGCCUGCUGGUGCUGAAAGAUCUGGGCAUCCAGGUGGACAAGUACAUCGCAUCCGAAGUGUGUGAAGAUUCCAUCACUGUGGGCCUGGUUCGACACCAGGGACGCAUCAUGUACGUGGGCGAUGUACGCAACGUCACUCGCAAACAUAUUGAAGAGUGGGGACCAUUUGACCUGGUUAUUGGAGGAAGCCCCUGUAAUGACCUCUCUAUAGUCAACCCUGCAAGGAAAGGCCUUUAUGAGGGAACUGGGCGGUUGUUUUUUGAGUUUUAUCGUCUGCUGCACGAGGCUCGACCAAAACCAGACGACGAGCGGCCGUUCUUCUGGCUCUUCGAGAACGUGGUCGCUAUGGGAGUGAGCGACAAGCGGGACAUCUCCCGAUUUUUAGAGUGUAACCCAGUGAUGAUCGACGCCAAGGAAGUCUCUGCUGCCCACCGCGCUCGCUAUUUCUGGGGAAACCUGCCAGGCAUGUCCCGACCUCUAACGCCGAUGGCCAACGACAGGCUGGACUUACAGGAGUGCCUCGAACACGGCCGCACAGCUAAGUUUGAGAAGUUGCGUACGAUAACGACACGCUCCAACUCUGUGAAGCAGGGGAAAGACGAGCAUUUUCCCGUCUUCAUGGACAACAAGGAGGACAUCCUCUGGUGUACGGAGAUGGAAAGGGUGUUUGGUUUCCCAGUCCACUACACCGACGUGUCCAACAUGAGUCGUCUGGCUAGGCAACGGCUGCUGGGACGUUCCUGGAGCGUCCCCGUCAUCAGGCACCUCUUCGCCCCGCUCAAGGAGUACUUUGCCUGCAACUAGUUACAACUUUCUCUAACACACACACACACACACACACACACACACACACACACACACACACACACACACCAACUACAAACAGUACAUGAAGGUUGGCUAACGCAGAAUGACUCAGACCGGUCACACACAUAAACACAAACACACACAUACAUAAAGUAAAGGACUGCUUCUCUACAUCCCGUAUAGAUCACUGGUUGACCUUUGUCCCCCUGGUGCUACCUUGCUGAUUUUUAAACACACUGGUGCAGGGUUUCUGUACUGUAACUCUUCAUACACACACUUCCUGUUCCAACCUUGAAACUGAUGUCUUCUGGCUUUAAUGUGCUGCAAUAGCUGGAGUUUUAGCCUCCAGGGGGCGCAAUACUCACACAAACGCCCCAACUUUGUGUUUUUAUUAUGUCUCUGAACACAUCAACACACUAGUGACUCCUUCUGCCAUAAAGCAUAACUGAAUUCAUGUUUAGUGACAGAUCUACUGGUGUACUACAGUGAAAUGAACACAGGUACAUCCACACACACCAAUUAAUGCUUGUGGUGCUAGUCAGGUAGUGACAGAGUCCAAAUGGUGCCAUUUCAAUACUACAUUUUUAUAGUUUUUGGUGCUCUUAGAGGCUCAAUUCAACCGGACUUUUACAAGCAGGCAGAAGCAAAAAACAGAGAGCAAAUGGUUUUUAAAAGUAAAAAUUUAAAGUGGAUUUUUGUUUCAGAGUGACUUUUACUAAGCUAGGUUUUAAGAUUUCAUGCUUCUUCAAGGAAGAGCAGCUCUGGUUCCACAAUGAUCUCAGCAUAUUGGUUUAAACCUGUUUGUAUUUAAAUUCAACCAGCUUGAUCUAAAAUACUGGGAUGGAUGGUUAUUGAAUAAAUAUUAAAGAAUACUGCAGCAGUUUAGAAGAUUUGAUAAAGAAGAGUUUGGAUAAUAACGUCAAUAUUUGCUGUUUAGGAUAGAUUUAGCUGUGCAAAAACACGACUAAACCUUAAAAUAACAGAGCAUCCUCCUUAGCAUUUAGCUAGUGCUGCUCUAGAACAUAAACAGUACCUUUGAUGAGCAAAUAUGUGUAUGUAUCAGUAUUUUCAUGCUUCAUAGAGCCUGUCGCUGUCUGCUACUGGACCAACGGUUAGCAUCAUGUCCAAAGCUUUGUGGCAUUAAUCUUUUGAAGUUCCAGCCCGCUUUAACUCACCUUGUGAGAUCCUGCAGAGCAGCGCUUCCUACAGAAACUAAACUGAGUCAUCAAAGGACUUAGAUUCUGGCAGCAGCAUGUAAUGAACCCUCCUCUUGAGAUGCAUCGUCUCUCGUGCCUCAACUCUAGCGUUGCCCUUUUUUGUCUGGUGAAACCAUCCACCAGUCGUUGGCUCCAUAGAAAUUCACUUUGUGCUUCAGUUCCUGCAAAGCAGCGACAUCCACUGGAAUCAGAGACAGACUUUUACUGCUGGUUUUCUGCUUUCUACAUCUGAAACGGAUAACCCUGGAUAAAUAACCGACAGUUCCUUAUAUAACACAACUUUUUUAUUCUGCCUUCUGCUGACAAUAAACUCAGCUGCUGCUCGACUUUAGCAGAGGGGGUGGCUUCUUUUAAGUGAGGCAGUUUCUAAUUAUCUCACACACACACUUGCACACACACACACACAUGCGCGCACACACACACACACACUUGUUAAGAAACACACAGUCACUGAUGUGUGUUUUACCUACACAGGGCUGUCUUCUGGUUCAUCAUUUCAGUCUGGUGCUUGUGGUCUUCAGACGACCAUCUUUUCCAGAAAGCCUUCCAAUCCUCUGACCGUUCUCAGAUACCAGCUUCUAACUUUACUCCUGCUGUCUAUGAUGACACACACACACACACACACAGCCUCUCAAGUUAACAAUAAACCAGCAGGUUCAAACUUUUCCAUCAUGUUUACUCACUGUUUCUACAACCAACCUUCAGGUGCUUUUUUAACUGCUCUUUUUUACAGUGCUCUUGCAGGUCGCACACACACACACACACACACAUAUUAGCUGGAAACACAGCUAAUAAUACCUACUCUGUUAUGAAACAUCACAAUCACACAUGCAUACACACUGUGUUCUUUACCGGUCGCCUGCUGCCAUCAGGCUUCCUACGGCGCUGCAGAGUGUGACAUCAUCACCCUGCGACGCUUGGUGCUCCCAUCCCCACAUCCUUCUCUCUGACCCAAAUCCCCUCUGAACACCACCAUCCCCAGGUGCUGCAUGUCAGUCAGUCAGUGUAAUCUCUGAUUCCAUGUUAGAUUAGGGAGUAAUGAUAAUAAUAAUAUUAUGGUAAUAGUAAUUACAAUAAUAAUCUGUUAUCGUGUUUGUGUACUGUUCCAGGUUGGUGCUCAGUUCAGUUCAGUCUCGGCCUACAGAGGGGAGAGAAGGAGGCUAGAGAAGGCAUAUAUUACAGUUAAUGUAGUGACUUGUUCUAUUGUAUCCAAGAAUGACAAAAGAAACUGGAAACAAUGAGCUGCACACUGAUCUCAGAUCAAAAAUGAGUUGAAACAGCUGCUGAGAUACAAACCACCAUCACUGCUGGUGCUUCUGAACCGUGUGCUUUCCAGUCCAGUGCAAAACACUUAGGGUUCUUAAAUCUGUUAAUUGACUAGAAAAGUAAAGAGUUUUCCCACCUGCGGCGUUUGGUCCCUUUAAAUUGAACCUUGGUCGUUUUCUCCCUUGGUUCUGAUUGGUUCAGUUGGGCAGGCAUGAAAAUGACAAUCAUACCUGAGGAGGUCUCAGUUAGACUUCCUGUAUUACCUGAAUUACUGUAUCCAUUUUAACUAUAUAAUUAAUCAUGGUGCUAUUUCUUAAGUUUACUGUGUUUUACUGUUAAUUUGACCAAAAUCAAAUAUUUAAUCAUCACAACUGUUCAUCUUUACCUCAGUUAUAAUGAUAACUAUAUAUCGAUGAACAAGAGAUAGUUUGUUCACAAUUUUAUUUUUACAAAAAAAUCCACAUAGACGUGUAUGUCCUUGAUGAGGGCAUUUGUUGUCUUUUACGCUAAUGAGGCGGUGCAAACUAGAGUAGGUGUCACCAUUUUUAAUGAACAUGGGAUUCAGCAGUUUAUGCAUUUCUUAGGAUGUUUUGUUUUAAAACAGAACUAGUGAUAAUAAGCUAACUAGUCAUUUUAUUGACUUGGUUAACAAUCAUCAUGAGAAUUAAAAAAAAAAUCUGUUCUGUAUCCAUUCACGGGAAUUUAAGAGGCUUUAACCAAACAAGAAGUUUUCCGAACAUUGGGAUCACUGACAGAAAUGCACAUUCCGGUUGAUCUAAAACGGUGCAACUUCCAAACAGUUUGUGCUCUCCAGCAGUUUUGUUUUGACACACUUCUGUCUGAGAGUGAAGCAGGAUGAGCGAUCGGGAGAGGAGACAUUUGGUGACGCAGUGAUGGUGUUUCUGUUUGCCUAUCAACAGCUUUUAGGCUGAGUGAUGUGCUGUUUUAAACACUGAUACACUUUCUAAACAAACACGUAAAACACUGCUCUAGACACACAGAGACACACGCAGCACCUACAGAUACAAUGCUGUGGCGCAUGCAGACACUCAUCUCAUGGACUCAAUGAAAGAUGAGCAUUUAGGAAAAGGAGGACCUGUUGGUGUUUCAAAAGGUGCUAAAAUUUUAUCUGAAAAUAAGAAAAAAUAUAUUGUUAGGAGUAUAAAUCAAGUUUGUCUUUACAAUGACUGUAUUUAAGUUUGUUGUAGCUAUGAAAAGGCACUAUUAUUGUUUUACUCUUGUAUGAAUAUGAACUAAUUAAAAAACAUUUUAACUUUGUACUUGAACUAUGUAAAAAUGAACCGUGAAUAAAAAAAGGACUGUUUCUUGUGA
Molecule: messenger RNA, 6728 nt
Organism: Nothobranchius furzeri (turquoise killifish)
Lineage: Eukaryota; Metazoa; Chordata; Actinopteri; Cyprinodontiformes; Nothobranchiidae
Product: DNA (cytosine-5)-methyltransferase 3A
Biological process (GO): negative regulation of DNA-templated transcription
Cellular component (GO): cytoplasm; nucleus
Molecular function (GO): methyltransferase activity
Source: RefSeq, a predicted model, not a curated record